ACAACCAACAGAAAGAGUCUGAUCUUGACAACCACAUCCCCCACUCUGCCCCGACCACACUCACCUCUACCUCUCCCAGGACACCUUGGAAGCAGCCCACUGGACAGUCCGAGAAACUUCUCUCCAAGCAACCCUGCUCACUUCUCCUUUGCCUCUUCCAGAAGAGCUGAUGGACGGCGUUGGUCUUUAGCGUCUUUGCCUUCGUCUGGUUAUGGCACAAACACUCCCAGUUCAACGUCGUCCAGCUCUUCGCAGGAGCGACUGCACCAGCUGCCCUUCCAGCCCACCAUGGAUGAGCUUCAUUUCUUGUCCAAGCAUUUUGGCAGCACGGAAAGCAUCACUGAUGAUGAUGGUGGACGCUCCUCUCCACAUGCUCGCCCACGCUCCCGCAGUCUCAGCCCAGGACGCUCCUCUUCAUGCUAUGAUAACGAGAUACUCAUGAUGAACCAUGUGUACAAGGAUCGCUUUCCAAAGGCCACCGCACAGAUGGAAGGGAAGCUUGCAGAGUUCAUUCACGCUUACUCUCCUGAAAAUGUUCUCCCGCUGGCCGACGGAGUCCUCAGCUUCAUCCACCACCAAAUCGCCGAGCUCUCAAGGGACUGCCUGACGAAAUCCUGCGAGGGACUCAUCACAUCUGUCUACUUCUUUGAGCUGCAGGAAAACCUGGAGAAGCUCCUUCAUGACGCCUUUGAACGUUCUGAGAGCUCCGAGGUGGCUUUUGUCACAGAGUUGGUGAAAAAGCUUCUCAUCAUCAUUUCCCGGCCUGCUAGGCUCUUGGAGUGUCUGGAAUUCAACCCUGAGGAGUUCUACCACCUGCUGGAGGCAGCGGAGGAUGUUGCGAAGGAGGGUCACCUGAUGAAAACUGACAUCCCUCGUUAUAUCGUCAGCCAGUUAGGACUCACCAGAGAUCCAAUUGAAGAGAUGGUCAACCUUGAUAGUUAUGACAGCGAAGGACCCCUGACACCUGAAACAGAUGAUUCGACCGAGGGUAAAAUUAGAGCAAUGAAACCACCAGGUGAAGCAGACUUCCAGACCAUCAAACUCAUUAGCCAUGGAGCAUAUGGUGCUGUGUAUUUGGUACGACACCUGGAGACACGACAGCGUUUUGCCAUGAAGAAAAUUAACAAGCAAAACCUGAUCUUAAGGAACCAAAUCCAACAGGCCUUUGUCGAGAGAGACAUCCUCACAUUUGCUGAGAACCCCUUUGUGGUGUCAAUGUUUUGUUCCUUUGAGACCCGUCGGCACCUGUGUAUGGUCAUGGAAUAUGUCGAAGGGGGAGACUGUGCUACUCUGCUGAAAAACAUUGGGGCUUUGCCAGUGGAAAUGGCUAGGAUGUACUUUGCUGAAACCGUCCUUGCUCUUGAGUACUUACACAACUAUGGCAUUGUCCACCGCGACCUCAAGCCUGAUAACCUUCUAAUAACAUCAAUGGGCCACAUCAAGCUUACCGACUUCGGCCUUUCUAAAAUGGGCUUGAUGAGUCUGACUACUAACCUGUAUGAAGGACACAUUGAGAAGGACACUCGUGAGUUCUUGGAUAAACAGGUGUGUGGAACUCCAGAGUAUAUUGCUCCUGAGGUAAUUCUUCGUCAAGGUUACGGAAAGCCAGUGGACUGGUGGGCUAUGGGUAUCAUCUUGUAUGAGUUCUUGGUGGGCUGUGUGCCUUUCUUUGGAGACACUCCGGAGGAGCUGUUUGGACAGGUCAUAUCAGAUGACAUUGUAUGGCCUGAAGGUGAUGAGGCGCUCCCUGUCGAUGCCCAACAUCUCAUCUCGUCUCUUUUACAAACAAAUCCACUUGUUCGACUAGGAACAGGGGGUGCUUUUGAAGUGAAGCAGCACUCCUUUUUCACAGAGGUGAACUGGAACAGCUUGCUGAGACAAAAGGCUGAGUUCAUCCCUCACCUGGAGUCAGAGGAGGACACUAGUUAUUUUGACACACGAUCUGAGCGCUACCAUCAUGUGCACUCAUAUGAGGAAGACGAUACCAAUGAUGAUGAGCCCGUGGAGUUGCAUCGCUUUUCUUCAUGUUCGCCCCGCUUUAGCAAGGUGUACAGCAGUAUGGAGCAUCUAUCACAGCUGGAGCAUAAACCACCAAGUGUAACUUUACGGGAGCACAAAGUUCCAAGAGAGGACCGAAUGGCCAAGAGAGAAAGCCUGGGUAGUUUUACGCUCAGGGACAAGAACUGGAGGACCGGAUCCCCUGAGAUGAAGCGUUUGUCCUGCUCUGAGUCUUCAUUCACUGAGAGUGACUACAGUCCUCCAUCUGGGGCCCGAAGGCGGUUCUCCGCCCUCAUGGACACACAUCGCUUGGCCUCACCUCUAGAAGUCGAUUCUGAACAGUCACUAUCCAGGGGCCAGCCACAAGUGAAGGUCAGGGGAACGUCUCUGGAAGGGGCCAUCGGUGCCAUCUCCUCUCAAGGCGACCUGAGGACAUACCUUAAAGAAAGCAAUGGGUUCACAGCUGGAGCAGCCAGCGCUACUGUUCUGGGACUUCCAGAGCCACAAGGGCCCAGAGGAGCCACAACAGACUUGGUGCUGAGGAGAGUUCGGCACCAGCAGCUGUCCGCCGAAGGAGAAAAAAGGAACUCUCGCCCAGGCAAUAAAGUUAUCAAAUCUGCUUCUGCUACUGCUUUAUCUGUCAUCAUUCCUGCAGUCGAACAACAUGGUGCCUCUCCCCUAGCGAGUCCCAUGUCUCCCCGCUCUCUGUCGUCCAACCCCUCGUCUCGAGACUCAUCUCCCAGUAGAGACUACUGUCCGGUUGUAAACAUCAUGCAUUCCCCAAUUACAAUCCACCGCUCUGGGAAGAAGUACGGUUUUACUCUCCGAGCAAUAAGAGUCUACAUAGGAGACAGUGAUGUCUACAGCGUACACCACAUGGUCUGGCAUGUGGAGGAUGGAGGCCCCGCCCAAGAGGCUGGACUUAAUGCUGGUGAUCUCAUCACUCACGUAAAUGGGGAGUCCGUUCACGGUCUUGUCCAUACAGAGGUUGUGGAGCUCAUCCUGAAGAGUGGAAACAAGGUGACCGUCACAACGACUCCCUUUGAGAACACCUCUAUAAAAGUAGGACCUGCACGCAAGACCAGCUAUAAAUGCAAAAUGGCACGACGCAGCAAAAGGCCAGGAGCCAAAGAGGGGCAAGAUAAGAAGCGCAGCUCCCUGUUCAGAAAAAUAACCAAGCAGUCCAAUUUGCUCCACACCAGUCGAAGCCUCUCCUCUUUGAAUCGUUCCCUAUCAUCUGGAGACAGUCUACCCGGAUCUCCUACCCACAGCUUUUGUGCCCGCUCACCCACUCAGAGUUAUCGAUCCACUCUGGAAACACCUUACGUGGGCACUUCCUCACAGAGCAGCUCCACAGCAUCAAGCACCCCCAACUCCCCAGCCACAACCCACCACAUGAGGCCCAGCUCUCUGCAUGGGCUUUCGCCUAAACUUCAUCGCCAAUACCGCUCGGCUCGCUGUAAAUCUGCUGGCAACAUCCCCUUAUCGCCUUUAGCACACACACCCUCUCCCACCACGUCUUCCCCUCCACCUCUGAGCGGCCACACGGUAGGUAGCUCCAACACCACACAGAUGUUCCCCGUAAAGCUACACUCGUCACCACCCGUUGCCCGUCCUCGUCCCAAGAGCGCAGAACCACCCAGAUCCCCACUUCUGCAACGAGUGCAAUCCGCAGAGAAGCUCGGAGCGCCUGUUCUCCCGUCCUCCUCAUCUUCAUCCUCAUCACCUUCUCCUCUGACGGGAGGGGUGUGCUUACGCAAGCACAGUCUGGAGGUCACCCAUGGAGACUACAGGAGAGAGUCCUUCCACUGUGAGCACAGCCUACAGAGUCUGCUCGAGAUGGAGGGAGAGAAUGGACCUGCUCCACCUUCCCCUUCUUCAUCUUCCUCCCCAUCUCCACCUUUGGGAGGGGAAACCAGUAGUUUGAAGCCUGUCAGAAGACUUGGAAGGCAGGAAUCACCACUCAGCCGUGACACAGUGUUACCGGUGAUGGAAAAAGAUACGCAAACCACGACAUCUGAUCUCACUGGGUGCGAUACUGAGACCAAAACAACAAAAAAUGAAUCUGGCCCCGACCCAAAUAAGACAUUAUCCUCCUCUGAGGUUCCACAGAGUUCAGCUGCAAUUGAGACGACCUCUUCUCCAGUCGUACCCACUGAGACCAAAUCAAAACAAGGGGUCAGACCUCCAAAUACAACAAAUGUUGCAACUUCUGAAGUUACUGUCUCUAAGAGCAAACCUUGUGAGAAAGUCUCCACUCCAGGGAUAACAAAGUGCCUCCAACCACAAGAGCGAAAGCAGAAGGAUGCUCAGAUAGACAGCAUAUCUUCAACUAAAGCUUUGGGAUGUGCCGAAGACAAAACCAAAAGUGCAGAGAAAAGUGCUUGUCGCAAAGGAUCAACAACAGAGUCAAACAAACCUCGUAAAGGCACAGAGACUGUUGAGAAAGAGAGCAUUGGUGGUGAUAAAAAAAGUGAGAUGACCAAGAUUAAAAGUCCUGCACCCCCAUUACCAACCCCAGCGCAAGUCCAAAGUACAGGAAAUGUACCAAUUGCAGUCAGCUCCAAAGUAGAAAGACCGUCAAAGAACCACCGCGGAGUGAAGGAGGAUAGGGCGCGCCUGGAAGUGUUGGAAGAAAACCCCAUGUCCCCUUCUUCUAAUGCAUCCUCACCUUGUUCCAGCAAACCACGCACCAUGUCCCCCGGGGAUCGAGCCAGCUUCGUCACGCAGCUCACAAGCGUCGCCAAAACAGUACUGGGGCCAAUGAAAGGAGGGUCGCAAGACAUUUCCAAGGUCAAGGAUACCAAUAAGGCAAGUGAGGAAAAACGAGGCAGCACAAUGGGAAGAGCGGAAGCUUCAGGUGGGAUCGGACGACGUGGGGCUCAUACAACAUCUGCUGGCAGUGCUCUCCAAUUGGAUAAAGGAAACAGUCGGAGUUCAAAACAUCAUUCAUAA
Messenger RNA from Nerophis lumbriciformis (worm pipefish), 4953 nucleotides. Lineage: Eukaryota; Metazoa; Chordata; Actinopteri; Syngnathiformes; Syngnathidae. The record is from RefSeq and is a predicted model, not a curated record.